AUGACGUCGAGAACAAAAUGUUUUUUCGACAUAAAAAUUGAUGGUACCGAAGUUGGUCGAAUGACGUUCGAGUUAUACAAUGAUAUAUGUCCACGUACAUGUGAAAAUUUUCGAUGUUUAUGUACAGGAGAAAAAGGUCGUAGCUCCACACUGUGUAAAAAGUUGUAUUAUAAAGGAUGCUUGUUUCAUCGUAUUGUGAAGAAUUCGAUGAUCCAAUCAGGCGAUUUUAGUGAAGGCAACGGCACCGGCGGUGAAUCGAUAUAUGGAGGUUCAUUUGAUGAUGAAAGUUUUAAAUUGAAACAUGAUCGACCUUAUCUUCUAUCAAUGGCAAAUCGAGGUCCAAACACAAAUGGAUCACAGUUUUUCAUAACGACAGCUGAAGCAUCUCAUCUUGAUGGCAAACAUGUUAUCUUUGGUCAUGUUGUUUCUGGUGCAUCAGUUGUUGCCGCUAUUGAGAGUCUUCCCACUGAUCCAAAUACCAAUCGUCCAUUAAAAGAUGUUGUUAUAUCUCAUUGUGGUCAAUUACAAGUUGUUAUAUCUCACCAUGGUCAAGUAGAAGUUGUAAAAAAAAAUGCUAAGUCGAAAAAACGUAAAAUUUCAACUGGUGACGAAAGUGAUAAUGAAAAUCAAGAAGAAAACGAUGAUGAUGACGAUGAUGAUGAAAGUAGUUCAAUAUCAGAUAACGAUGUCAAGAAGAAAAAAUCCAAACAUAAUAAAAAAAACAAAAAAAAAGAAAAGCAUCGACGAAAAAGAGAAUCAAAACGUUUAGCAACAAAAACAAGCGAAAAUAAAAAUGAUGAUAUGGAUAAUAAUGUCAAUGAUAUAUCUAAACGAGAUACUGUUGGCGAUGCAGAUGAAAUAUCCGAGAAAAAAUCUUCUCUACGUUCUGGAAUAAAUGAUAAAGACAAAACGAGCAAUGAUGAAACAAGCGAAAGAUUAUCUCGAACAAAUAAUUAUCGUUCAGCAAAAAAAGUCGACUCAAAUGGCCGACCAGUGAAAGGCCGUGGUAUUAUGAGAUAUACUGGUAAAAGUCGUUCAAGAUCGCGUACUCCACCACAUUGGCGUUCCGCAGCUGAAGAACGUAAACGUUUUGUUGAGAUGAAUGAAUCACGCGAGCAAACGAAUUCAAAUGAAAAUACAGAUACAAUAACACAAACAUCGGAACAAUCUAAUACACGUGAAAGCUCCAAACGGACUCGUUCUUUUUUGAAAAAUGGUGAUGCGGGCGAUGAUCAAGAAAACACCACAACUAAUAAUGAGGAGCAAUCAACAAAGGAGCCAACCAAACGUUCACGUCGUCAUGAGAAGCGACGUGAAAAUGUCGACGAUGACAGUGAAGAGCAAGUUCAACAAUCACAACCAUCCAUACAUAGUAGUGUUGUUCGAGCUGAACCUAAAGAACGUGAGCAACGACAUUCAUCACCAUCAACACGACAACGACGUGAACAUCGUAAUGAAUCAAAACAUCAUCGUUCAACGAAUAAUAAACAUGAUGAAAGUGAUAAACACACUCAACAUAAUGCUUCACCCUUACGUUCGAAACAUGAUCAUGAUGAAUCUCAUACGAAUCGUCGCCAUCGUUCUCAGACACCACCACCACUAUCAUCAUCACGUAAUCGAUCACCAGCAAAUGAUAGUAAAAAUGAAUUCAUUGAAGAUUCUUCUACAGUAUUAUCGUCGAAAAAUGAUCAACAAGAUGACAUCGCAUAUAUUGCACCAACAUCACACUCUAGUUCACCGCCUCUUCAAUCUUCGUCCGGAAAACGACGUAAUCGUUGGGAUAAGGAAGGUGAAUUAAAUGAACGACAAAUCGCAACAGAACAAGAUCAUUUUGAAGAUGAACUGCGUAUGAUUGCACAAACAAGUACAGCAUCAAAUGAAUCAACAACUAAAUCGAAUGCCAUUCCACAACAAUCAACUGAAUCAAUAGUAACACAAACAAAAUCAAAUAUCAGUAAAUCGAAAUGGGACGACGACGAUUAUGAUGAUGAUGAAGCAACCACUGAUUCAAUCAAACAAAAUCAAAUUCAAUCAGAAUCUGUACCAAAAGAGAAAACACCUAGUCCAAGAGUAACUCAAUCCAUCGAAACUACAUCAAAUAUUGAAAAAUUUGAUGAAAAUCAAUCAUCGUUACCGGCAACAAUCGAUAAAACAACUUCACAAACUGAACAAUCAUCAUCAAGUCAUAAUCGAAAAGAGAAAGAUUCUUCUACUCGAGAACAUCGAAACCGAAAAGCAUCUACUCCUGAACGUGAUCGUGAUCGAGAUCGUGACCGUCGUCGUCGUACAUCUAGUCGUGAACGACGCCAAAAUUAUUCAUCAUCACAAAGUCGAUAUCGUGGUUAUGGUGAAAGAGAUGAUUAUUAUCGUCGACGAAAUUAUGAUGAUCGAUAUAAUCCUAGUCAUCGUCGACGAUAUUCACCACCAGUAUCAUCUCGAAAUCGAUAUUAUGAUCAUGUUGAUAGAUAUAGAGGUCGUGACCGAGAUCGUGAUUUUCAUGAUAGAGACCGCCGACGAAAUGAUGAUCGCGAUCGCGAUCGUCAUCACUCGUCUCGUGAUAAAAAUACUCGUCCAUCUGAUUUGAAAUCAUCUACGCGUCAAAAAGAUCGUAAAAAAGCGUCAAGUUCAUCAUCGGGUUCUACUACUUCGUCGGGUUCAUCGUCACGAUCAUCGUCAUCAUCAUCAACUUCUUCUUCGGGUUCCUCGUCCUCAUCGUCCUCAUCAGGUUCAUCAUCUAGUAGUUCAAACAAAUCAGCAUCAGCAUCGAAUGGACAAGAACGUAAUCAAACUCCACCAACACGAAAACGCUUACCUACACCACCAAAUCCAGACGAUGAACAUAUUUUUGUACCUUUAAAAGCUGUUAAACCUCGCGAAGCACCCGAACGAAAGCAGAUUAAAAUUGAAUUAGCAAAAUCUGUACCAUUGCCACCUUCAACUUCACCCACUCGAUCACCACCACCACCUCCUCCACCACUCUAUGAUCCUGAAGACGAUGAAGGAUCAUCAAAUACAGCAACACAUUUACACGAUCGUAUUGGUGAACAUGAAGAUAUGGAACUCGAUGAUCUUGAUGAUCCACAGCCAACUUCAACAGAUGAAUUAACUACAUCAACAACUUAUGCUGAAGAACAAACAGUGCAAACAACGAUAACUGCAGCAAUUCCACCGCCACCACCUGCACCAUCAAUUUCAUCACUUUACGAUGGUGCUGACGAAGACGAUUCAAUCAUUCCAACAGAAUGUUAUCAAGAACAAAGUAAUGAUGCUAAUAUAAUGCCACCAACAGCAACUUCAACAAGUGAAAUUAUCGUCGAAAAAAAAUCAUCGAAACAUCGACCAGCAUCUCGUUCGUCUAGUUCAAGUUCAUCCUCGGGUAGUGAUAGUGGUAGUUCAACAUCAUCGUCAUCCUCAUCUUCCUCAUCGUCACAUUCAUCAUCAUCUAAACCCCAUAAGAAAAGAGAAUCAUCGUCACAUCAUCAUCGAAAUGAUAACCAUAGUUCAAAUUCCAAAUAUAAAUCACGACGUCGUUAA
Rotaria socialis is the source of this 3534-nucleotide messenger RNA. NCBI's taxonomy places the organism in Eukaryota, Metazoa, Rotifera, Eurotatoria, Philodinida, Philodinidae. The record is from the annotation of a GenBank genome assembly.